GUGUUGAGAAGAAACCCUUGACGCCCGACUGAGAGCAUAGGAACCUAGAUUAAGCUGUGCAGAGAUAAAUAAUUCAGUAUCACGGCACACACACACAUAGACUCGAACCCCUGUAUUCGACUCGGCCGAGCGGGCCACUGUCAAGAUGAGAUUGCUCUCGCUCCUCGCCGUAUUAGGAGCGACAGUGCUCCCGGCGGCCCUCACCGCGGCCCAAAAGCUCCCCCUAUCGACGUCGUCGCGAUGGAUCCUCGACGCGGACGGCAAGCGUGUCAAGCUGCGGUGCGUGAACUGGGCGGGCCACCAAGAAGCCAACCUGCCGGAGGGCCUGCACAAGCAGUCGAUCGACUACAUCGCGGACUUCAUCUCCGCGCAGGGGUUCAACUGCGUGCGCCUGACGUACUCGAUCGACCACGCGCUCAACCCGGACGUCCGCGUGUCGGACUCCUUCGCCAGCGCCGCCAGCGCCGCGGGGGUCAGCGCCAGCGACAUGGACGGCAUCUACGCCCAGGUCGCCGAGAAGAACCCCUUCGUCAGCGGGGCUACCACGCGCGCCGUCUACGAGGCGGUCAUCGCGGCGCUCUGGAAGAGGGGCGUUAUGACUAUUUUGGAUAACCACGUCAGCAAGGCGAGUUGGUGCUGUAACCUCGACGACGGCAACGGCUGGUGGGACGAAGGGUUCGGGUACAACCAGUGGAACAGCCGGUUCUUCAAGACGCAGGACUGGCUGAACGGGCUGGAGGCGAUGGCGAAGUGGUCGACGUCGCAGGCGGGGGUGAUCGGGAUGUCGCUGCGGAACGAGGUGCGGGAGCUGCUGCUGCAGGGGACGAACGGGCGGGCGGACUGGUACGACUUCAUGACGCAGGGGGCGCAGCGGGUGCACGGGGCGAACCCGGACCUGCUGGUGAUCGUGGGGGGCACGCAGAGCGCGACGGACCUGACGCACCUGCGCGUCAACAAGGCGCUGGACGUCAGCGGGUGGAAGGGCAAGCACGUGUGGGAGUGGCACGCGUACUCGUUCACCGUGACGUUCGCGCUGGCCAAGGGCAACUGCAGCCUGCUCAAGGAGACGUACGGGCUGUUCGACGGCUUCGUGCUGGCCCAGGGCAAGGACUACACGGCGCCCCUGAUCCUGUCCGAGUUCGGCUUCGGCAUGUCGGGCGGCCCGAACGACGGGCUGUCCGACGAGGACAACGCGUACUUCCAGUGCCUGCGGGAGUACGUCACGGGCAACGACGGCGAGUGGGCGCUGUGGGCCGUCCAAGGCUCGUAUUACGUCCGGGAGGGGAACGUGGGCGCGGACGAGGGGUGGGGGUUGCUGGAUGGGGACUGGAAGAACUUGAGGAACCCGAAGCUGCCCGAGUUGUUGAAGCCCAUGUUCGAAGUUACUCAGGGGCCGUGAGGAGAGAGAGUGAGAGAGUGAGUUAAGGGUGAUAGGAGAUUUCUAAGUAAAUAUUUUUAUGUAAAGACAGGAUGAUGAUAAUGAUUCUUCUUGGGUAUAUAGGAGGUGUAUAUAUAUGAAGUU
This is a messenger RNA of Daldinia caldariorum, 1522 nucleotides long. Its product is annotated as glycoside hydrolase family 5 protein. NCBI's taxonomy places the organism in Eukaryota, Fungi, Ascomycota, Sordariomycetes, Xylariales, Hypoxylaceae. Bases 146 to 1399 code for a protein of 417 amino acids. Gene Ontology annotation, molecular function: hydrolase activity, hydrolyzing O-glycosyl compounds. The transcript has 2 exons. The record is from RefSeq and is a predicted model, not a curated record.